Molecule: messenger RNA, 1721 nt
Organism: Hyaloscypha bicolor E
Lineage: Eukaryota; Fungi; Ascomycota; Leotiomycetes; Helotiales; Hyaloscyphaceae
Product: putative siderophore iron transporter
Exons: 5
Coding region: 31-1647 (538 amino acids)
Biological process (GO): transmembrane transport
Molecular function (GO): transmembrane transporter activity
Source: RefSeq, a predicted model, not a curated record
CACGCACGGACUUACGUUGCUUUGGCAGCUAUGUUAUUGUUGAAUCUAGUUCAAGUUGUUGCCCUUCAGGGUCCUCCUGCAGUCCUCGACUACAUUGGUAAGGAUCUCAACAACACGGCAGCUCAAGCAUGGGUCCCCAACGCUCUUUCACUCGUUCAAGCUGUCGUCGCUCCCAUCAUUUCCUCUGCGUCGGACACAUUCCAGGCCCGGAAACUCCUCCUAGUCGGCCCUGCUAUAUUAUCUUUCAUUGGAGCAGCGAUUGCUCCGGGGUCAGCCAAUAUCUACCGGCUAAUUGGUGCUCAAAUCCUGAUUGGAUUUGGGUUUGCUACUGUCCCUUUGGCAUAUGUAGUUCCAAGCGAGAUCUUGCCGAGAAAAUGGCGACCGAUGGCGCAAGCUUGGAUGAACGUCGCUGCAGCACUUGGUGCUUGUGUUGGACCUUUGAUAAUUGGUGCUCUGACGAAGUCCAACUAUCACACGGGCUGGCGGAAGUUCUACUGGGUUCAAAUGGCACUCUGGGGAGCGACUGCAAUGGGCCUCUUCUUUGGCUACAGGCCGCCGAAAAGACACACCCGAUAUGACCAUCUGUCAUUUUUGCAAAAGCUCGGUCACCUUGAUCUUGCUGGGUGCGGACUUCUCACGGCUGGAUUGACUUUGUUACUCACUGGAUUGAAUCUAGGUGGAGGUCUUUUCUCCUGGACGAGCUCCAGAGUUCUAGCUACCCUUGUCGUUGGCAUCGUCACCCUCCUCGCUUUCUGUGUCUACGAGUGGAAGUUUACGAAGACUGGAAUAUUGCAUUAUGAUCUCUUCCGCGGUGGAAAGGACCGUGGACGAACUUUUGCACUGUGUGUUGGUCUCAUUUUCGUCGAAGGUAUUAUUUUGUUUGCCUAUGUGAUCUUUUAUCCAGUUUUGACUACCUCGCUUUUCACACAAGAUCCCUUCAUCCAAGUUGCUAGAGCUCAGCCUGCCUGGAUCUGCGGUGGUUUGAGUACAGUAGUCUAUGGCUUCGCUAGCACAAAGCUGAAAACAAUCCGAGGACCCUUGUGCGUUGGGUUUCUGAUCAUGACCGGAGGACUUGUCGGACUAGCCCUAACCCAACCUGGCGACUCUACCAAGACAAUCGUCUUUUCUGGCUUAGUCGGACUUGGAUUCGGAGCCCCACUCGCCCUCAUCAUAGCUGGUGUCCAACUCUCCACUCCCUACCACCUCAUCGCUACAGCCACUGCACUCACCACAAGUACUCGAGCCGUUGCGGCAGCCAUGUUCACAGCCAUUUACUCAGCGGUCGUGAACAAUCGUCUUGACAAGUACAUUCCCAGCUAUGUCGCUAAAGCUGCCGUUCGUGCUGGCCUCCCCAUAACCUCUGUUCCUGCUUUCGUCGGGGCACUGGCUUCGAACAAUGCCACUGCUCUGCCACAUAUUCCGGGUGUAACUCCUCUUGUUAUUGGGUCGGGUGUAAAUGCUCUGAAGCAUGCGUUUGCGGAUGGGUUACGGGCUGUGUUCAUGAUUGCUGCCCCCUUUGGUGCUUUGGCUUGUAUUGCUUGUUUCUUUCUGGGUGAUAUGAAGGCGGUUAUGAAUUAUCAUGUGGAUGCGCCGAUGGAGGAUUUGCAUGCUAAAAAUCAUCAUGAGGGGCAGGCUUUGAAAAUUUGAAGAGUGAAUUGUUGCAUCCAGUACAUAGUGCGCUUUAUACCAAUUUAAUUGGUCCUAAUAAUAUUCUCGCCGAG